Lachancea sp. 'fantastica' is the source of this 531-nucleotide messenger RNA. NCBI's taxonomy places the organism in Eukaryota, Fungi, Ascomycota, Saccharomycetes, Saccharomycetales, Saccharomycetaceae. The record is from the annotation of a GenBank genome assembly.
AUGAACCAGCUUUCUCAACUUUCGAACUUAUCGAGAUAUGCCGAUAACUUGACUAUGGAUCGUAUCAAGGCCGAACUACAAGGCAUGCAGAGCAAGCUGUCAACAUUGCGUCCUGUUCAAGAGUUCUUCAAUGUGAAGAAAGUUUCGAAACCCCAGAAUUUCGGCGAAUUGCAAUCACGCGUGUCUUAUAACUUAAGACACUUUUCCACAAACUAUGCGAUGAUUGUGGGACUUCUCAGCAUUUACACGCUGCUCACAAACCUGCUAUUGCUGUUUGUGCUUGUGUUUGUGUUUUUCGGUCUUUACGGGAUUAACAAGCUGGAAGGACAAGACCUGGUUACGCCAUUUGGAGCUUUCAAGAGCUCUCAGCUCUAUACCGGGUUGAUGUGUGUUGCUGUGCCAUUGGGGUUUUUCGCAUCGCCCUUUACCACCUUAAUGUGGCUAAUUGGUGCGUCUGCGGUCUCUGUAUUAGGUCAUGCGUCGUUCGUUGAAAAGCCAAUUGAAACUGUAUUUGAAGAAGAGACUGUUUGA